UAGGUAGAUCUUUCCUAGUUUCUAAAAUGUCCCAAGUAGUGAGUUGUGGUGAGAUGGAACCAAGCAGGUGGUCCAAACUUCCUUCAGAUCUCAUGCAGUUGGUUUUAGAACAUCUUGGUUUUGCAGAUUUUCAAAGGGCUAAAUCUGUUUGUUCAUCUUGGCACUAUGCAUCCAAACAAACUUCACCAAACAAUCAAAACCCUUGGUUGAUUCUAUUUCCAGAAGAAGGUAAAGAUUGCUGCCUCUUGUUUGAUUCCGAGGAAAAGGAUGACAAGUUAUAUAGAAUUCAAAAUCUAGGGGUCAACUUUGCAAAUAGUAAUUGUUUGGCUACUUAUGGAAGUUGGCUCUUGAUGCAAGACGAUCAUCAAUACAAUAUAUUAUACAUUUUGAAUAUAUUCACCUGUGAGAAGAUCGAUCUGCCUUCCAUGAAGUCUCAACUUAGAAUUGUAGAGACUGAAGAUGAUAUGUUUCUUGUAAGAUUACAAGACAACAGAGAUGUUCUAUUCUGGUUUGACGAGAAAACCAAAGAUUAUGUGAUUAUAUGGAUAAUCCAAGCCCGUUUUUUGGUUUAUUCCAGAAAAGGUGAUAAAUAUUGGAAACGAAUUGAGCUUUUCAACUUUAAUUUUGACAUGGUAUACACAGAUCAUAGACUCUACUUGUAUACUAGCUCUCGUGAUGUCAAAGUCUUGGAUUUUUCACAAGAUAUCCCGCGACAAGUAUUCGAGACGCAAGUUAACUAUGAUUAUUCGAAAAAACCAGAGGAUGUUUUCUACUAUGAUGCUCCUCUUCAUGUAUGUAGGAAGAUCAAGACUGAAAAUCUUGUAGUCAGAGUGACUGGUGAAGUUCUGAGGGUUAAGAGCAUAGUUUUGUGCAAUUCUGACGUUUGGUACUUCCGCAUCUACAAGAUGAAUUCAUCAAAUAGCGAGUGGGAGAAACUUGAUUCUUUGGAAGAGGAAGAAGCAAUAUUUUUGGAUCUUGGUAUCACCGUUACGCUUGCCAACACCAUCCAAGGAGUCAAUGGAAACUCAAUAUAUUUCAGCGGCAAUCAUAAUAACUAUUGUGAUUCUGAUUUGGGUCAUUUUUGGAGUAAAAAAGAUAUACUUAUCUUCAAUCUUGGCACACAAGAAAUUGAAAGACCACAUCCAAGUAUCUUUUCGUCCAUUCAAUUAUCUAAUGCUCGAUGGUUUGUCCCAAAUUUCAAACAAAUGUGAUUGGGAAUCUCAACUCUAUUAGUGUACCUUUUCAAUUAUUUUG
Brassica oleracea var. oleracea is the source of this 1254-nucleotide messenger RNA. RefSeq names its product probable F-box protein At4g22060. The transcript has a single exon. Bases 27 to 1211 code for a protein of 394 amino acids. The record is from RefSeq and is a predicted model, not a curated record. Lineage: Eukaryota; Viridiplantae; Streptophyta; Magnoliopsida; Brassicales; Brassicaceae. Gene Ontology annotation, molecular function: protein binding.